AUGUCAGAUUUCAUGGAGGCUUUGGAAAAUUGUGGUUUAACGAAUAUGGGAUUCACUGGUCCUUGGUUCACAUGGGAAAGGGGACGCAGAGUGGAGACGAAUAUCCGUGAAUACCUGGAACGUGGUGUAAUUAACUCUUCUUGGGAUCACUGUCCUUUGUUUCUUGAGACAAACUCGUCUGAUAGACUUAACAGACGCUGGCACUUCAAAUUUGAAGCCUCAUGGCUGCUGGAGGAGUCAUGUGAACAGGAGGUCACACGCUUGUGGAAGGAAGCUGAUGGACCGGUCCCAAAAAAGCUCAAUCAUGUUUGUCAGGGGCUUGAUGUUUGGUUUAAGGACAUUUACAGAUAG
Hibiscus syriacus is the source of this 351-nucleotide messenger RNA. RefSeq lists its product as uncharacterized. Bases 1 to 351 code for a protein of 116 amino acids. The transcript has 2 exons. The record is from RefSeq and is a predicted model, not a curated record. Lineage: Eukaryota; Viridiplantae; Streptophyta; Magnoliopsida; Malvales; Malvaceae.